GAUUUUUAAGGGUAGGGCAUUCAUUUCAGAUUGAUUCAAUUCAAUUCCCUCCUUCAAAUUUUCACGCCCCUCCCACCAAUCCACCACUCCCCAUUACCCAUUCUCCAUUUUCUUCUCUACUCCUUCCUUUACAGGUUAUGUCUGUUACCCGGGAGCUCAUUUACAGCACUGUUUACAUGACAUACAGUUUGGAAGAACUUUAGGUGUUUGUUGUUUUGAUUGAACCAUUUGGGGUUUAGGUUUGUAAUGGCUAGUCAUAAUGUGAUUAUGAGGCAAAGUCAUGAUUUAUCAUUUGGGGCUAAUCAAAGUUUAGGACUUGGGCAUAAUCAACAUGUUGGUGGUGUGACUCAUGAUCAAAAUUUGGAUUUAGCACAUUCCCAUCAUGACAAUGAGCUUGAUAUAGUUCAUGACCACGAUCAUGGUUUAGCUCUUGGACAGUUAAACGAGGAUGAAAUGGCUGCUACACAUGAACAUAUGAAGAAUCUUCAAGCUAACAAUUUAGACACGGAAGGAAGUAAUAAUUAUGAACCAGAGCAAGACCAUAUUGAUGAUGUUAAUGAGCAUGAUGAUAGACUUUCUAUCAAUGUCGAUACACAUGAAUUGGGUUUAUCGGUUAAUCAUGAAUUGACUGUUGGAGGAGAGAGCCAUGAUUUUCAUGAAAGCAUGAGUAUAUCUGAGGAUCAGCUACAGGAAAUGAAUAUUGUUUCGUCAUCAGAUAUUGAUCUUCAUCAUUCUCAGAUGAUAGUUAGUGAACCUGUCUCUCAGUCUAGAGCCCUAGUUGUGGCCCCUAAUUAUGAACUCUCUGUUGGCCAAGAGUUUUCUGAUGUCCAGAGUUGUCGAAGGGCGUUGAGAGAUGCAGCUAUUGCUCUUCGGUUUGAGAUGCAGACAGUUAAAUCUGACAAGACUCGUUUUACUGCUAAAUGUGCAAGUGAAGGAUGUCCUUGGAGAAUUCAUGCUGCAAAGCUUCCUGGUGUACCGACCUUCACAAUUAGGACCAUCCAUGAAGAACAUAAUUGUGGUGGAGUUGCUCAUCUUGGUCAUCAGCAAGCCUCAGUCCAGUGGGUUGCAGAUUCUGUGGAACAACGUUUGAGGGAAAAUCCAGAAUGUAAACCAAAGGAGAUACUGGAAGAGAUUCACCGAGUUCACGGAAUCACUUUAUCAUACAAGCAGGCAUGGAGGGGAAAGGAACGGUUCAUGGCUGCUCUUCGUGGAUCAUUUGAGGAAGAUUAUCGGUUACUGCCUCAAUAUUGUGAGCAGAUUAGAAGGACGAAUCCUGGAAGCAUUGCUCUGGUUUAUGGAAAUCCUGCUGAUAACUGCUUCCAACGCCUCUUUAUCUCAUUUCAAGCUUCUAUAUAUGGAUUUCUGAAUGCAUGUCGGCCUCUAAUAGGACUUGAUCGAACUCAUUUGAAAAGCAAGUACCUUGGAACUGUACUUUUUGCUACUGGUUUUGAUGGAGAUGGGGCCACAUUCCCAUUAGCUUUUGGGGUGGUUGAUGAAGAGAAUGAUGAUAAUUGGAUGUGGUUUCUGUCCGAGCUGCACAUCCUCCUUGAGAUAAAUGUGGAAAACAUGCCAAGACUUACGAUUUUGUCUGACCGACAAAAGGGUAUUGUAGAGGGAGUGGAAGCAAAUUUCCCAGCUGCUUUUCAUGGAUUCUGCUUGAAUUUCCUUAGUGACAGUUUUCAGAAAGAAUUCAACGAUUCCAUGCUUAUCAAUCUUCUUUGGCAGGCUGCUUAUGCCUUAACAGUAAUGGAGUUUGAAGCAAAAAUUAUUGAGAUUGAAGAGAUUUCACAGGAAGCUGCCUAUUGGAUUCGAAGAGUACCUCCUUACUUGUGGGCCACAGCUUAUUUCAAGGGAACAAGGCUUGGUCAUAUGACUUCUAAUUCAGCUGAGUCUUUAAAUUCCUGGAUACUUGAAGCCUCUGGGCUUCCGAUUAUUCAAAUGAUGGAGUGUGUACGACGACAGCUGAUGACUUGGUUCAAUGAACGUCGAGAAUUGAGUAUGCAGUGGACAGGAACACUAGUUCCAUCUGCUGAAAAGCUCGUUUCAGAUGCAAUCGAGCGUGCUAAUUCUUGUCAUGUCAUUAAAGAAGACGAUGCUAAAUUCGAAGUUCUAUCCCUCGAAGGAGAGCAUGUUGUGGACAUCAGAACUCGCUGCUGUACUUGUUGUGGAUGGCAGCUCUCUGGACUGCCUUGUGCUCAUGCUGUAGCAGCUCUUCUCUCUUGCAGGCAGAACGUUCAUCGCUUUACAGAAAAUUAUUUCACCGUGGCAAAUUAUCGCAAGGCAUACUCACAGACAAUACACCCGAUUCCAGACAAAACCCUUUGGAAAGAAACGCCAUUAGAUUUGGACUCACUGAAUGGAGGUGAUCUUGUUGAAGCAAAGGUUAUUAUAAACCCUCCAAAGUCAUUGAAGCCACCUGCACAGCCAAGGAAAAAGCGAGUUCGCACAGAAGAUGGGGGUCGGAUGAAACGAGUUGUGCAUUGCAGCCGCUGUAAUCAGACUGGCCAUUUUCGGUCAACAUGUACAGCGCCUAUAUAACAUGGUGUUCGGUUAUUCUUCAAUUUUUUUUUCCUUUAAAUUUUUUUAUAGGCAAUUUAACAUCAAAUACACUUUAGGCACUCUGAUUCACAGGCCUUCACGUCCAUUGUUUCAGGUUUUUUUUUUGUAGCUCAUUUGUUACCUUGUAAUGGGGUGUUUUUCUUUUUGACUCAUUGUUUGAUAGAAUGAAAUAUAUAAUCCAAGUUUCUAGCUUA
Molecule: messenger RNA, 2753 nt
Organism: Cannabis sativa
Lineage: Eukaryota; Viridiplantae; Streptophyta; Magnoliopsida; Rosales; Cannabaceae
Exons: 3
Coding region: 247-2538 (763 amino acids)
Molecular function (GO): zinc ion binding
Source: RefSeq, a predicted model, not a curated record